This is a messenger RNA of Oreochromis aureus, 1545 nucleotides long. RefSeq names its product matrix remodeling-associated protein 8-like. The record is from RefSeq and is a predicted model, not a curated record. The transcript is spliced from 4 exons. Lineage: Eukaryota; Metazoa; Chordata; Actinopteri; Cichliformes; Cichlidae. The coding region runs from base 186 to 1085 and encodes 299 amino acids.
CUGGCGAGGGAGUUUCCGCUUCCAGCCUAUCUGCAGUACUUUUUCACGUUUAAACAAGGCUGAAAGUCAGCCUAGUUUAAACAUUAAACUCGUGUAAUCGGAGUUUAAUGUUUAUGAGAAAUACCAACAGACUCAGACAUUUAGAUCAAGUUUAAUGUCGGAGCAGAAGAACCAGAAUACACGAAAUGGUGGCUGGGACUGCGUCGCUCUUCUUGUUGUUUUCUGUCUUCAUGAGUGCUUCAGGAGACAAAAUCAUCACAGCUGAGCCUGGACAGGACGUCACUCUGACAUGUCGAGCUCCAAACAACAACAUCAUAGCUGUAAAGUGGAACAGAACUUUCCUGGGAGAUGAAUGUGUGCUUUUGUACUGGGAUGGUCACUUUGUUCCAGACAACCAGCAUCCAUUUUUUAAGAACCGGGUGGAUCUGCAGGACAGACAGAUGAAGGAUGGAGACAUGUCUUUGAUUCUGAAGGAUGUGACGAUAUUUGACAGUGGAACAUACGAGUGUGGUGUCCAGAUGAAAGAAACUCACUCAUGGGAGCGCAGCUUCAUCUACCUGAGUGUUCUUUCUCCAUAUCAGAAAAACCUCACAGCUGAGUCUGGACAGGACCUCACUCUGACAUGUCGAGCUGUAAAAAACAUCAUCAUCACAGGUGUAAAGUGGGGCAGAGAUGACCUGGGAGAUGAAUAUGUGCUUUUGUACCAGGAUGAGCAGUUUGAUCCAGAUGACCAGCAUCCAUCUUUUAAGAACCGGGUGGAUCUGCAGGACAGACAGAUGAAGGAUGGAGACGUGUCUUUGAUUCUGAAGGAUGUGAUGAUUAAUGACACUGGAACAUACGAGUGUUGUGUGUUCAUGGCAGGAACAAACUCAUGGAAGCUCAUCAACAUCACCUACUUGAUUGUUGUUCCUCCUCCAGGUCCAUCAGGAGGAAUUAUUGGACUGAUAGUUGUUAUUCUUGUUCUCCUUCUUGUCGGUGUUGGUUUUUUGAUCUACAGAAAUCAUAAAGUGUCCCGAUAUUCAAACAAGGUUCCUACUGAGAAUAAUGAGGCUCUUCAAGCUGGGUUAGAAAUGACAUAUAAGUAAUAGACAACAGUAGUAAUCGAUCAUAAGUGUCCUCCAGUGCAACAGAUCUCAAACUAAAGAGUGAAUUCAAGAGUUAAGGGUUUGUAAAGAUGAUUCGUCACCACGUGUAGCUAAAAUGGCGGACUCGAAGUCCGGUGUGUUCAUAGUAAUGAAUCUGAGAACUGUUUCAUGUCUUUGUGAGUUUAAAGGCUGUAAGCUAACUACUGAGAGAUGCACAUAACGUCAGUAAAAUCAUGAGCUUAUGAACAAACCUUUGUUAAACAGAGUAAAUGUGUCAUGUCAUGAGAUGCUUGUGUAAAUGGAAAUGCUGACUAAAUGUAGAAUCAGGCUGAGCUACAGAGCACACAUGUGAUCCUACAGCUGUGCUGAUCCAGUUAUCAGGCUGUGAUGAAAGUCUGUAAUGUCUGUACAGGUAUGUUUGGGUCAGAGCUGCACAAUAAAGUCUCUGCAUAAUCAGGGA